Messenger RNA from Westerdykella ornata, 681 nucleotides. RefSeq lists its product as uncharacterized. Gene Ontology annotation, biological process: transmembrane transport. The transcript is spliced from 2 exons. The coding region runs from base 118 to 681 and encodes 187 amino acids. NCBI's taxonomy places the organism in Eukaryota, Fungi, Ascomycota, Dothideomycetes, Pleosporales, Sporormiaceae. Gene Ontology annotation, molecular function: oligopeptide transmembrane transporter activity. The record is from RefSeq and is a predicted model, not a curated record.
GUUCGUUUCACUCUUCGUUUCCUUCCUCAUUUCUACUCUUGGGCCUUCUCGAAAGUCUCUAGUGCAGGAACGGCGUCGGCGCCUAAAUAGCCCAAAACUAUUACGACUGAAGACCGCAUGUCUCUGUCGCCUGGGAUGGACGAGGCAAAAGGGGCUGACGAACGGCUUACCGCGCUACCUCCGAUGGAACCUGUGGACUUCGACAGACCCGCGCCCUCGUCUUUCUCUGCCAGUUCUAUCAACCUUAAGGGAGAAUGGGAGCUGGACACGCAGGCCCUAAUCAGGGGUGCCGAAGACAUCGUUACGAAGGUACUCUAUGCUGAUGACGAUGCAUUACUUAACCCUUGUACUUUCCGCAUGUGGUUUAUAGGAAUUGGACUCGGCAUUUUUGGAGCUCUUAUGGAAACGAUCUACUUCUUCCGACCCGUUACCCUGGAUGUUUCGAAUAUCUUCCUCGCGUUAUGUGCCUACAUGAUCGGGAUUUUCAUGGAGAACGCAAUCCCAAGGAUGGGCGCCAUAGGUCGCUGGCUAAACCCGCACUCGUUCAAUGCUAAAGAGCAAGCCGCCAUCGUUGUCGUUGCCUCAUCUGCGUCACAAGUUGCGCUCGCAAUAGGCAUAUAUCGUGCACGUCGAUGUCACAUUAGGAGGGAGCAGUAUGCGAACAAUGACAAAAAUAUAUAG